AUAACAAUUACCUUAAGAAGUAGGAAAGGUUAAAAAGUUUCUUAGUAAAAUAAAUGGGCGCCUCCAAAAUGGACUCUUGUUUGAACGUUGGGUUGUGGAGUUCAUGUUCUCUGUCGCCAAAUUGAAGCUUUUGGGAGCACGACUCCCAAAUCAAUGGCCAUCUUUGUCUUCAAGCAAUUGCCCACGUUUACCCCUUUGAAUUUCAAGCCUUUUUUUUUCAAUUUUUCUACCCAGAUACUUUCAAAGCGGGGAAAUUUUGACUCUGCUACAAGGCAGAAAAGCAGCAAGUUUCUCGUUUAUUGCAACUCCCAAAUCACAAAAUUGGGAAGGAAUGGUUGUAUCAAGGAAGCAGAGUCCAUUUUCAAUCGUAUGCCUAACAAGAACACCGUCUCUUGGACUGCUUUGCUCACUGCAUACGCUGAAAACAGCGAAAUAAAUAAAGCCCGUGAAGUGUUCAACAAAAUACCUGACCCAAAUGUUGCAUCCUAUAAUGCGAUGAUUACGGCAUAUCAUCGGAGAAACAUGGUAGAUGAGGCUUUUGAGUUGUUUUCUAGCAUGCCUCAGCGUAAUUCUGUUUCCUAUGCUACCAUGAUCACUGGGUUUGUGCAUGCUGGAAUGUUUGAUAUGGCCGAGAAGUUGCAUCGUGAAAAACCGGUUAUCGUGUCCUCUAAUGUGUUAAUCAAUGGGUAUUCGAAGGUGGGGAGAGUAGAAGAUGCAGUUCGGAUCUUUGAUGGCAUGGCAGAAAAGGAUGUGGUUUCUUGGAGCUCAAUGAUUUCUGGGCUUUGCAGAGUUGGGAAAAUUGUUGAGGCGAGAAAGUUGUUUGACAAAAUGCCUGACAGAAAUGUUGUCACUUGGACAUUAAUGAUUGAUGGGUAUAUGAAGAUGAAUUUUUUAAAAGAUGGUUUCAUAUUGUUUCUAAAUAUGAGAAGGGAAGGGGUGGAGGUUAAUGCAACUACCUUGACGGUUUUGCUUGAAGCCUGUGGUUCUUUUGAUCGAUAUGGAGAAGGAAUUCAAAUCCAUGGGUUGGUUCUAUCCUUGGGGUUUGACGUAGAUGCUUAUCUAGCCAACUCUAUAAUCACAAUGUAUUCUAGAUGUUAUUCUAUCGAUGCAGCUGCUAAACAAUUCGAUUUAAUGGUCAAGAAGGAUAUAGUUACAUGGAAUUCUUUAAUUACAGGUUAUGUUCAAUCUGGAAACUUGGAAAAAGCUGUCUUUCUAUUUGAGAAUAUGCCACAAAAGGAUGUGGUUUCCUGGACAACUUUGAUUUGUGGAUUUGCCAGCGAAGGGAGGAUUGACGAAUUCAUUGGUUUGUUUCAAAUGAUGCCUGAGAAGGAUGCUAUUGCUUGGACUGCUGUAAUUUCAGGGCUUGUGAGCAUAGAGGAAUAUGAGAUAGCUUUCCAUUGGUUUAUUAAGAUGCUUCAGAGUGUAAUCAAGCCAAAUGCAUUCACAUUGAGUUGUGUGCUUAGUGCGGGCGCCAGUAUGGCAAUAUUAAACCAAGGGUUGCAGAUCCAUGCUAUUGUGACAAAGAUGAGUAUGGAAAAUGAUCUGUCAAUCCAGAAUUCUUUAGUUUCCAUGUAUUCAAAGUGUGGAAAUGUGGACGAUGCAUUGAAAAUGUUCUAUUAUAUCAAGGUUCCUAAUGUUGUUGCUUACAAUACCAUUAUCACUGGGCUAGCUCAAAAUGGACUUGGGAAAGAAGCACUUGAGAUAUUCACGAAAAUGCAGGAUGAUUACCUUGUACCUAACCAUAUUACAUUUCUAGGUGUUCUUUCAGCAUGUGUCCAUGUGGGACUUGUAGAAGAGGGGAGAAGAUACUUUGAUCUAAUGAGAUCUUUGUAUGAUAUUCAACCUGAGCCUGAUCAUUACGCUUGCAUGGUUGAUCUUCUUUGUCGUGCUGGAAUGUUCGAUGAAGCAGUUAGUUUGGUUUCUUCAAUGCCAUUUGACCCUCAUCAAGGUGUUUGGGGAGCAGUGCUUGGGGCAAGCUGGACCCACCUCCGUCUUGAUGUUGCAGAGCUUGCAGCUCAAAAUCUCUUUGAACUGGAACCUAAUAGUGCAACACCUUACGUGAUUUUAUCUAAUUUACAUUCUAUUUCUGGUGAUGAGAGAAAACAUGAGCUUAUAAGGUUGAUGAAGAAAUCAAGAGGGUUAAAGAAGAGUCCAGGUUGUAGUUGGAUAAUACUUAAAGAUGAAGUCCAUCUAUUCCAUGCAGGACAUCAAUCCAUCAAAAACAUCAAAGAGAUGACAGAAAUUAUAUACGCACUGGCAGAAGAAGUAGGAAGGUGGAAAACAUCAUAAGAAUGAAAAAAUGGCAGAAUCAGAUUGAUUCCUUGGGAAUUACCAUUACAAAUAUUGGAUUGUAUUUCUUCAAUUUUGUACGAUUGGUUUUGUUCAAAAGUUAAAUAUUUGGAUGACAGUGAUUCUUUGUGUUCUAUUUCUGAUGACGUCAACAUAAUUUCUUUGGUCUGUUGGAAGAAGCCAAAGAAGCAAACUUUUUUACUGAAUAUGGGGAUGCUAACAGAUAUAAGAUCUUGAAGUUAUUGGAAGGGGAAGUUAUGGAGUUAUUUGUUCUGCUAUUGACAUGCAAACUGGGGAGAAAGUUGCAAUAAAGAGAAUUCAUGAUAUUUUUUUAUCACGCAUCUGAUGCUAUUCGUGAUUGUUGCGGCAUCCUGAUAUUGUUGACAUCAAGCGUAGUGUUGCCACCUUCUAAAAAGGCAUUUAGGGACAUUUAUGUGAUUUUUGAGCUUAUGGAAUCUGAUCUUCAUUAAGUUAUUAAAGCAAUGAUGACUUGACGCAUGAACAUCAUCAAUUCUUCCUCUAUCAAAUGCUACGUGUAUUGAAAUUCAUGCAUACAGUGGAUGUGUAUCAUAGAGAUCUGAAGCCAAAGAAUAUAUUAGCAAAUGCCAAUUGCAAGCUUAAAAUUUGUUAUUUUGGACUUGCAAGAGUAGCUUUCAGUGAUACCCCGACUAAGCCAAUUCACUUUCCACAAGGAGAAUGACGGUGAAAGUGCGCCUGUUUUGCCUCUAGCACGGAAAGAAUUCUCCCUGCCACGAUAUGAGGUCCACUGUUUGCACAAAUUUGGUUUCACCUGAUCAUGAACCCUUUUGGCGAAAUCCCAAAGUUUGUAAUGAUAGUAUGGGAUUACCAGAUAGAACAUUUGGGAAUCUAUCAAAGGCUCAUCCUCCACCUAAAGUGCCUACUGGACGAGUUGCUGGACCUAUUCUCCCAUAGGAGCACCGAAACAUAAAAGAUAUUUAUUCAAAGCUAACGUCACAAAUUAGUAGUUUGGAUUUCUGAAUGAGGAAUUUUCUUAAUUCAAUCCCUGAUUUCCUGGCAUUGUAAUUUGAUGAGAUCCUCACAGUUCGCUCGUUCUGAAACUAACGGUUAUUACCCGGCACAAUCAGCAGUAGAUCCAUAGAAUGGUUCAUCCAUUAGAGAAGCUAUUUCAGGCUGAGGCUUAAGUUGGGAGUGGCAGCCAUUGCCACUGCCAUUCCUGCUUAUUGGAGUAACUGAGAUAGGCAUAACCAACAGUAGUGUAUUGCUGAUCGAAAUGGAAUUGCUGUAGUUGUAGGCUUAUAUGCCUUCUCUCAAUGGUCUUUUUGUUAAAUGCAUUUGCUUCUUAUCAUGCCAUGUAAUUAUGAAUUCCUAAUUGUUAUAUAUACAUUUGAAUAAAGAUUUGUAUACUGUAAUAUGAGCUGUGAAUCAUAAUAAAUAGAAUGGUAAAUUGAAACAUUUUUUAAAUUGAA
Cucumis sativus (cucumber) is the source of this 3737-nucleotide messenger RNA. RefSeq names its product pentatricopeptide repeat-containing protein At1g53600, mitochondrial. The transcript has 5 exons. Gene Ontology annotation, biological process: RNA modification. Lineage: Eukaryota; Viridiplantae; Streptophyta; Magnoliopsida; Cucurbitales; Cucurbitaceae. Bases 154 to 2289 code for a protein of 711 amino acids. The record is from RefSeq and is a predicted model, not a curated record. Gene Ontology annotation, molecular function: protein binding; RNA binding.